Seminavis robusta is the source of this 2010-nucleotide messenger RNA. NCBI's taxonomy places the organism in Eukaryota, Bacillariophyta, Bacillariophyceae, Naviculales, Naviculaceae. The record is from the annotation of a GenBank genome assembly.
AUGCCUGAAAAUGAAGCAGGUGUGUGUUUGGUCCGAGCAAGAUCCUCCGAUGUGGAGAUGAUUGCCAUGAAUAGUAACGAAAUUACCGAACUACCUGACGACACGACUACCCUACCCGUAGCGAAUCCACAAACGCCACAGGAAAGUCCUCGGGUGGAAGAACUGGUACCACAAAGGACGGGAAACACCUUGAACUCUGGGACCUUUGCUGUGGAUGGACUCUUGAUCCGUCAGGAAGACCACGACGCAGAAGCACCAAUUCCAGCCAUGGAUGAUGUAGUUACACAGGUCAUGAAUGCCGUAGUGACUCGUGAAAUGGGAGCAAAUGAUGAAUAUGAAGACGAAGUCGCUGACUUGAUAGACAAUCCACUGCCCUCAUCCACCGGCCGGAGAUCAAGACAAUCCUUGAGGCAAAAGACGGUUCUUGCCCUUUCACUGGAGAUGAACUUGGUAUCGGCCGUGGUGCUGAUUUUCCUCCUCGUGUUUGGCGUGAUUGUCCAACGAGGAAGCAACGACAGCACAGACAAUCAAUCGGCUCUUUCAAAUGCAAAUGUGUCAAUUCCAAUUCCUACCAUCACAACUGCAGAGGCAGGUGUGCUAGGAAGCCAGAAUCAAACCAAUGUUUUGGAUGAUCUCCCAGAUAGCACCCUUUUGGCAAUGGAACGCUCACGAUCUCCUCAAUCCAAAGCUUAUCAAUGGUUGAUCAAAAACAUGAACAAUAAAAGUUCCACUCUCCAGAAACUACCGAAAUGGAGACUCAUACAGAGAUUUGCGCUGGCAAUAUUUUACUAUUCCACAAGGGGGGAGCAUUGGGUGCACAACAAUGGAUGGUUGGACUGGGAAAUCAAUGAGUGUGAAUGGGAACAAACUCAAGUCAAAUCACAGAGGGUCACUCUAGACCCUCCCUGCAAUGACAAGGGGGAAAUCAGAGCAUUGAUAUUUCAGUGGGCCAAUAAGUUGGAAGGGACAAUACCUCCAGAAGUUGGUUUGCUGGGGAAAAGUUUAGAGUCAGUUGUCCUUACAAGACAAUUGCAACUCAAAGGAUCUCUACCGACAAAUGAAGUUGGACUGCUGACAAGGCUGACAAACUUGAAUUUGGGUGUUACAGGAAUCUCUGGGGCACUUCCGACAGAGCUUGGUCUUCUCCGACAUCUAAGCAAGUUUUCGAUUGUUACCAACCAAUUUCAUGGCUGUCUCCCCACUGAGCUUGGGAAAUUAGAAUACCUGCAACUUUUCGUGGUGGCGGAAGCGAAUUUGUCAGCAGGGUACCUCCCUAAUGAGAUCUAUCAAUUCACAAAGCUGGAGGUGCUCGCCGUUCAAGCUUCUCCUAAACUGAACACUGAAACCAUGCUCCAAGGUAUUGCUGCUAGUCGUAUGCCAAAGUUGAAAUUGCUCUCCUUACAAAACGGACCUGUUGAAGCGGAGCAACCUAUCCCGUCGGAGCUUGGUUUGCUAACUACGCUGACGAUGCUAUCUUUGAUUGAUUUGAAGUUACAUGGUACAAUUCCCAGUGAGUUUGGUUGCCUGUUACAAUUGACCAGUCUGGCGCUGCCGGGGAACUCCAUCGUUGGCAAUCUGCCACGAGUAUUUUCCAAAAUUACGAGCCUUCAGAGGCUGGACAUUUCUUCUAACAGGUUGGUGGGAACGCUGCCACCUGAUCUAUUUUCUACGCUCACACAGUUGCAAUACUUGCUGAUCAAUGACAACGACUUCGUCGGUUUGAUCCCAACAGAAAUUGGGUUCAUGUCCAGCCUAAAGCAGCUACACCUCGAGAACACCAACCUAUCGGGAACAAUUCCCUCAGAGCUGCUCGAGUUGAAGAACUUGACCAGUUUGGUAGUCACAAACACAUUCCUACUUGGAAGAGUACCUGAUGUUCUGUGUGGCAAACUAUUCCAGAUACAAGUUAAAUGCUUUGGGCAGACACCUUGCUUGCCAACCCAAGUGAAAGGCAACACGACAGGCUGCCAAGGAACAUCCCUUUGUGGUUGUGACUGUGCUCCAUGUUAA